Messenger RNA from Lytechinus variegatus (green sea urchin), 3096 nucleotides. Its product is annotated as solute carrier family 35 member G1-like. Lineage: Eukaryota; Metazoa; Echinodermata; Echinoidea; Temnopleuroida; Toxopneustidae. The record is from RefSeq and is a predicted model, not a curated record. Gene Ontology annotation, cellular component: membrane. The transcript is spliced from 2 exons. The coding region runs from base 571 to 1884 and encodes 437 amino acids.
UAGGGUAGAAUAAAAUGAUAAAAACAUUAAAUAAAAAGAACGGAAUAAAGAUAGAGGGCCGUUAAAGUUGUUUAUCGGAACAGAGCUCAUAAAUUGAGCGAAAUAAUCGUGACAUAAUUAUAAAUGAAAAUUUAUAAAGCACGAUUUUAUCAUUAAAAGGGCGUUUAUUAUUUGUUUUCUUAUAACAUUCAGAGAUAACAUUCAGUCUAAUUACACUUACAGACAAAUGAUCAGAAAUGCAUCGUCAUAAACUUGCUGUCUGUUUUAAUAUGAAGUCCAAAGUUCAGAGUAUUUGCGCAGCCAAAGCAAGGACUGAGUCGAUAAUUAAGACAUAAUCUUACGUGAUUAAUCAUUCAACAAACGCUGUAAAAAAUGAUCAGCAGUUCCUACACUUGUCAUGCCCAUCGUGAGCAGAGUUUGACUAUGUGAUAUACGAAAAGGUGCAGCUUUAAUUCAUGAGUCUUGAGUAAAAACUGUGGGAUUUGCAUCUGCUUUAUAUGUCUAUUUCAGAAAUACCUCUCACUCUAUAGCAUCGAGAUAUCCAUCGCUUUGACUCGGAGUAAAAUAAUCAUGGAUGUUCAUAAUCUUCCCAAGACUGAAAGAACUCGAAGCCAAAGUGAGAUUUUGAGACACCGUUCUUCAUUAGUAAUCUCAAGAACUCUUGAUUCACCAAAUCGGACCAGAAGCGAUCCUUGCCUAAACCCGAAUGGACCUGUUAGCCCUUCAACGAUUUGCAACGCAGCAUACGAAACUUUUGGGGAGCUUGAUGAAAUCAACAACAUUAACGCUGAAAAUUUGACUUCAGAUUGGAGUAAUCAUUCAGACUUUGAAAGUUCGAACGAAAGUCACUCAUCUAAGAGUAACAAUGAGUCAGUCUCUACACAUUUUGCUUGCUCGAUAAAUCGUUAUAAAGGCGUGACACUAGCCCUGCUUUCAACAAUAAUCCUGUCUUUCGCAACAUUGACGGUGGCACUCCUUAGUGGAAGAGUGUCAUCCAACGAGGUGGUCUUUGCACAGAUGCUUGUUGAAUUGUUGUUCUGCUUGCCAUUAGCAGCUCUAGAAAAGGUGUCCGUUAUUCUUUCAGGGAAGGCUCUCUACCUUGUCCUGUUUCGCUCUAUAAUGGGAUCGAUCGGCACGACACUUGCUUUCUUUGCUUUUCAGGUAAUGCCAAUCGGCAAUGCUAAAGCGAUUAUCUAUAGCUCACCAGUAUUCACCGGACUCUUCAGUUGCAUUUUGCUUCAUGAACCUUGCCCUGCCCUGGAUAUUCUGUUAUCUACCUUGACACUGUCCGGUGUUCUAUUGGUCAUCCAGCCGCCUUUUAUCUUCGGAGGAGAACAGACAUCCACGAACAUCCUAGGACCGAUCUUUUGCCUCAUUGUUGCAGCUAUGGUCGGCCUUGUCUACAUUAGCCUUCGGAAGAUUGGAUCGUACCGGAUCCAUCCAAUUGUAAUCUUGAUAUAUUUUUCGUCCGUUGGAAUGGUAAUGAGUGCAGUCUUGUCUACUGCCCUCCGCGAGUGGGUCAUACCACGAUGUGGCAGAGACCGUAUACUGCUCAUUCUCACAGGAGCUCUCCAGUUGAUGUCCCAAAUCUGUAUAACUUUGGCUCUGAGAUACGAGAAAGCUACGACCGUCUCUCUCAUCAGGACAUGCGACGUCCUUUUUACGUUUAUCCUUGACUAUUUUUUCUUCGCGAUUAUCCCAAAUGCCAUAACGAUAUCUGGCGCGCUGUUGAUUGUUGGCAGUCUCGUUGGAAUCGCCCUCCGCAAGUGGCAAACGGAAAAGAAGGAAUUGGGAAAAGCUUCUGAAGAGCAGACGCCAAAACCGGAACUCAAUGAAGGAUUCAGUGGUGACAACGAGUCGAUAACAAGUUCAAGAGAUGCAUAAUACAUUUAAUGACAAGAACUUUGAAAACUUUAACAGGUAAAAACGUGUAGUUAUUAUACAGUCCGAGCCAGAAAAAAACAGAUAACAAAACAAAACUAAGACUUUUUGAUGAUUUAUCAAAACGUAAUGACAAAGACACUUGACCUAUCAAAGUAAAGCUUAAAAUCUUCUCGUUCUUCUGGUUUAACUAUUAAAAGUCACUUAUUCGGUGGUAUAUCUAAAAAUUCAAUAUCUACUCUUUAUUAUACGCAUCCGACAUCACAGAAAAUUGUCAAGAACAUAGUUCUUUUUAUUAAAAUAAUGCUUGAAUUUCAAUUAUGUAAGAAUGAGGACGUUUUACAGACGAGCAGCCUGAAUUUCUCAACACUCGGUUUUGUUGACGAUCAGCCAUGCAUAGUGUAGUAAUCCGUGAAAACACAUUUGCUUAAAGAAAUGUGGGUAUUAUAUCAAAGAAAUGGAUCUUUGAUAGUUGGGAUUUGUGACUCAAUCAUAAUUUCCUCUCAAAUCAAUUUCAUUGUUUUUUAUUUCAUUGUUUUUUAUAUGAUUGAUGCAUGUAUUGAAUUAGUGGGAAAUUGAAUACGACAAGUAAAAAAAGGGGAUAAUUAAUGUGAAAUGAAAUGUAAAAACCUUUAUUUUUAUUAAAUCCUUUGAUCAAAUUGAAGAAAAAAUAAUUGUUUGUUUGGCUGCAAGAUGAGUUCCCCCAUCGUUCUUUAUUACAUAAAAAUGGAAUGCGGUCAUCGGUGUAAAUCACUGUGCAGCAAUACAGUUUACUGGAAGAAUCAUUUGCAUUUGAGUAACGUUUUUUAUAAAUCAUAUAACAAAGGUAAUAAACAUAUAAACCCAGGAUAUCAGUUCUUGUCGAACGAGAAACAGGGUAACAACAGCAUAUAUGACAUAGGUGUGAACAUAACAUUGUAACAGAUACAUGAACGAAACAUAAUUAUAAACAUUGUACAAAUAACAGAACACGAGUGAAGUGCGCAAUUCAGGAAGAAACUCAUUGGAAAACUGCAAAUUCAUUGCAUAUUUGAACAAUUUUGAUAUUCAAUUAAUUAAUUAUAAAUGUGAGCCUGAUAAAUAAUAAGUACAUUUUUAUAAGUGAUGAUCAUAAAUCUCAACUAAAUAUAUGUAUAUUGCAUUAUACAGUUAAAAUCGACAUCCUGCAGAUACAAAGGAUAAGGGUAAAGAAUGAAAGACGGAAAGAGAUAGAGA